Messenger RNA from Pocillopora damicornis (cauliflower coral), 722 nucleotides. RefSeq lists its product as uncharacterized. NCBI's taxonomy places the organism in Eukaryota, Metazoa, Cnidaria, Anthozoa, Scleractinia, Pocilloporidae. The record is from RefSeq and is a predicted model, not a curated record.
AGAGAAGCUAAGUUUUCAAUCUAGAAUGGUGACGUCAAAAUGGUUAGAGAUCAUUUCCAUGACCUCAUUCGUUUGUUUGACGUGUUUGUUUACGAUGCAAUGGUUUUCAAGUUUCUCCUACUCAACAUGGGAGUUACCUGCUCUCGUUUUAAAAGCACUUGCUCGCGUUAUCAAGAUGAAGUUCUUUCCCGAGUGCAGCCCUGUUUGACCUCAGUUAGGAAAAGGAACAGAAAAGGGAAUCACGAUGACAGUGAGUCUUGUGAGAAGGAAAAAAAUGACUUCGGAAGCAAAGAGAAAAGCCAUAUAGAUGUAAAGCCGUCCGCAUGCGUAGAAACCGAAGAACCAAGCAUUCCUGCUAUUAAAGAAGUUAAAGUUUUACCUCCCAUUCGCACCAGAACUAGUAUUACUACAGUUGAGUACAAGCCCUAUCGUGUAUGGGGAGGCAGUGUAAGCUCUUUUUAUGAGACAAUUCAAAGAGACUCAAUCGUAGACGAUGAGAUUAUAACAGGGGGCAGAAAAAGGAGUAGAAGAACCAGUUCUCUGAGACAGCAUAAAACUGAGCAAGGAAGUGAAGAUGGGCACUUUCUUGAGUGGGAGGUGCAACUUAAGGCGUUGACUGAGGCUGAAGAGCCAAGUGGCCCAAUAGAGAAAGCAGCUUUUGCGAAACGAAGGAGAAAUAACACAAAACUUGCUCCUCUCUCGUCAAACUGAAGCUAAAUGCA